AAUAGGUAAUGAGAUAUAUAAUUAAAAAAAACAAAUGAUGGAUAAACGAAUAGAAACAAGAAACAUUUAAGAUGAAAAUCAGCUGGCUUGGAGUGGAAGAACUGGAUUCUAGAAAAUGUAUUUGCAAUCAUUGGGUUAUUUGAAAUAAACUGGGCUGAUAAUAACUUGGUGUUCAGUGAGUUAUUUAAAAAAAAAAAAAGUAUUUUCAUUUUCUUGUGAGUUCAUGGGAAUAGUCCAACAUAGGUGGCGCUAAUGCACGUUAACGAUGGUUGUCACCCUCCUAAGAAUAGAUGAAGAAGAAGAAGCGCCGGAUACUCUGCUCAGUCCAUGUACGUCACACACAAAGCAGGGACCGCGUCGGUUCGUGGGAAGAAGCCAUGUUGAGUCACCUCCUAAUACCAUCAUUUUAAUACCAAAAACAAAACAGUCAAUAGUGUGUCUGAAGUGGACCUGUUUGUAAACACGGACGAGAGAAAAUCCGCACCACGAUGUCGUCGGACGAUUUUCAGUCGAAGUACGCCUCUGUCAUGGAGAGUAUGCUUAAGAGUGCCGUCGCGGAGACAACGAAACUUUUCGAAACUAUGGUGGACGAACUGAAAGCAGAAAUAUCUGUUAUCAAGAAGGAGAACGAUGACCUCAAAACCAUGUGCAGGCAAUUUGAGAAGGAGAAAAGCCAACCGACCGUUCACAGCGGGGAAAGUGAGCCUCUUCCACGGCCAAGAGACUGCUCAGAGAAGCGUGACAAAGCUGUUCAAUGUGACCUUGUUCCUUUCCGUACCAUGCUUGUGGAGCAAUGUCAACAAUUAAGGCACUCAACCCAAGAGCAGCAAUGCAGUUAUAAGGACAUGGAGUCUGGUCUUCAAAAGGAUCAGGACUAUGAAGAGGGAAACUGUCCGAUGCCACUUGUUAAAGAAGAGGAGGAAGUUGACCCCACAGUGGUUUACAGGCAAGCACUCAUUGAUAAUACAGAUUCACCACGGGCCUCCGCAUGUGGAACUGAAACGGAGGGACUUCUCAUUAACAAGGAACGUUCAAAUCGAGAAAUGACCUUACUUCAAAAAGAUGAAGACACUCGAGCAGUUGUGGAAGUACUCUGUUUGGGAAUAGAUAGCAAUUUACAAGGAGCCCAGAAACAAUUAUCAGAACCUGAGCAUUCACAAGUUACUUCCCUCACUGGGAUAAAAUAUGACAUGGAAGAAGAGUCUAGUGUUGGUCUGAAGAUAUCAGAAAUAAGAACACAGGGUAAACUUGUAACAUGUGCAGAACAACCAUUGGUGGCUGCUAAGCAACUAUCAGAAGUUGAAUCGCACAAAAAAGAGCAACCAUCAUUGGGUGAAACGUCAAAUGAACAAACGUAUGUUACUGUGCAACAAUACACAGGUGUGCACUCUACAGAGAAACAGUUUGCAGAGCCCAAACCUCUAAACAAAGAAGGACGAUUAGAAGCUGGUUCAACUAAAGCAGCGACUAGUUCCAAGCCUGUGUUGCCAGUAUGCCGUAGAAGAGGACGUCCUCCAAAGAAAGCAAAACGUCUAGAACGGCCAGUGGAAAAAAAACUUGUGUCACCAUCAACUGAUGUUCCCACAGACCAAGAGGUGCUCGAAGCUCCAACCACUGAAGUUUCAUCUGCAAAUGAAACUCUAAACACCUCCCCAGCUGAAUCAGUACAAGCACCAUCAGUUCAGACGAGAGAACGCUGCACCUCAGUGACUCUCCAGGAUGCAAUGCUACUAGUUGAAGCCAUGAAUCAGUCGACAGAAAAAAAUGCACCUUCCUCCCUACAAGAAAUGGCAUCACCACAAAUCCAGUGUGUUCCCCAUGUGGGUGCCUUAGAAACUGUAGAUGAGGUCCCACCUCAGUUACCUGCUCCUAAAUCUCCAACACAGACACCACCACUUCCUCUUGUAACUUAUAAAGUUGCAGAACAUCGACAUGCAGCAGAGAUGUCCACAACAACACAAUUGAAAGUAGAGACACCUUGUGAUACUUCUCAGACUAAAGAUGCCUCUAAAACCAUUAAGGCUCAGUCCCAUAUAAAGGCUGUAAUACCUCAACAAUUGCAGGCAGUCACUCCUUCAAAUAAUUCUUCUUGUCCGUCAUCUUCAACUGCUGCAACUCAAACAAGUGUGUCCCUUCAGCCGAGGUCACCCCAUCCAUUGAUAACAUUAUCAGUGCCCAGUAAAUCACUGAGUAACAUAGUCCAGAAUAAAAUAAUCAUUGUGCCAAGAUCAGCAUGCUUACGUAAACCACAAACAAUUGCGGCACUGUCCCCAGCUAAAAAUUCUACUGCUGUGUCAACAGUUGCGGCUGCACAAAAUAUUUGUUCACUUCCAGUUUCAACAGUUGCAGGCCUGCCCCUCGGAACACCUUCCCUUUCCUCUAUUUCUCAGAAAGCAACAUAUGCUGCCUGUAAGACAUCGCAUCAAGUUGCCACUAAGACAGCCGCUAGUUCAACACACCAGCAGUCAGGGACCCCACCAAAAAUAACAAUUAUAGUUCCAAGACAGGUGUCGGCUGUGGCAUCAAGCCACAAAAAGAAGCCUUCACAAGAGACCCUUGUUCUGACAACAAGGCAGGAAUCUUCUGAACCUGGUCCCACUGUCAAGGUUUCAUCACCUCUGUUGGUUUCUUCGUCUCAGCAGAUAAGCAUUUCAGAUCAACAGGCUACAACAUCAGUUGGGCUAAUGCCAAUCACUGUGUCCCCAGAUGCCCCACUAGCCACUGAACAGAAGCUCUCUGCAGUUGUCAAAUUAAGCAGGCUGCCAUUUCCUAUGUCAACGAGAGAAUCAGUCUUGAUCUCAAGACUGCCUUUGGAUGUGUUUUCUCGAAAUACCAUGCAAGAGAAACCAUCUGAGGUCAAGUCAACACAACCAUCAAAAAAAGUGAUCUCCCUUUCAGAGGUGCCAGCCUUGUCAACUGACAUUGCACCCAAUUUAAAAGGAACUUCUGUCACUGUGUCUGUGCAUGCAUCUCAGAUUAUAGAAGAGUCAAAUGAUAUUGAUAAGGCAUUAUUAUCCUCUGAAACAUGCACCAUUUUGGACAAGCCACCUGCAAAGAGUUGUGUGCAGCCAUCUUCACCAUCCAAGAUGUCGGCAUCAGUCUUGAAGAAAUUAACAGGAGCUGUCAGCAUGACUGAGUCUUCAGCUGUAUCUGGUACAGCUAGUGAACCUACUUCUAAUUUGGAUGAAGAAAUCAGCAAUGCAGUGCCAGAUUGUUUGCUGCCAAAUGACCCACCUUUACAAGAUAAAGAAUCAACUGGCUUAAUACAGCUAACCUCCUUCACAGCUAAAGACAUGGCUGAUCCUCAUUUGCAGAUGACUAAAACCCAGUUCCUGGCACAGUUGGCUGUGUCACCUGUAGUUGAAGCCCCAGAAAAGGCAUCGACAAAUGAUUUUGCAGAUACCAGAGCUUCUUGUGCAGAGACGAGUGCUGUUGAGAAGAGAGAGUUGCAGAAAAACUCCCUUGUGGCCCGACUCCGGAGUCACCUCAAAACUCACUUGCAAGCUAGAAGAACUGAAAGACAUCCACCACUACUCACAGAAACUGAGACCUCACCAGUAAGCCCUAAGAAAUCUAGAUUGGAAAAGGUCAGUCAAAAGGUGAAAAACACUCCUGGUGAACCUAUUCCUGUCAGUCCUAAAAAGACAGGUGUGGAUGAUGUUACAUCUCUAAAAGACAUAACUGAUGACCCCACUACAAUUAGUCCUAGGGGAUCUGGACUAUGUAAAGAUGAUUUCAGAUUAAAGAAGACAGUUAGUGAAACAACAUCUGUUAGGUCAAAAUUAUCUAAAAAUAAACCUGGCCUUAAAAGUGAAUCCACUCCUGUGAGUCCUAAAACGUCUAGUUUUGCCAGAGAUGGUGUUGACCCUGAAAAUACAAAAUCCACUUCUUUGAGUCCAAGGAGGUCUAGCUCAAAUAAUGAUAAUGGUGUCCCUAAAGAUAUUCAGUUCUCUCGUGUGUGUUCUAGAAGGUCUUGCUCAACUAGAGAUUGCGCUAAUACUAAAAAGACUAAAACCACUUCUAAGAGUCCAAGGAGAUGUAGUUCAGCUAAAGGCAAUGCUAGCCCUAAACAGACUCAAUCAACUACUCUCAGUCUGAGGAGGACUAGUUCUACUACAGUUGGGGCUACCCCUAAAAAUACAAAAAGAAUGUUUAGCAAUACUACAGAUGGUGGUAAAAUUGGUACUCCAGCUAGGUGGCCUUAUUUGGCUAAAGAUAGUUCCAUUCCUGUAAAGACCAGGGAAUCCACUCCUGCUAAGAAACCCAGAUUCAUUCAAGAUGGUACCAUUCCAAAAAAGAGUUUAAGAUUGGUGAAUGCCAAGAAGUUAGCUAAAGCAGCAAAAGCAAAGAAGCUAGCAAAAAUGAAAAAUUCUAAGCAAUCAAUAUUGCAGAAUGAAGCAAAAACAAGCCAUUUAGCAAAGAAUGGUCCUAGCUGUGAGACUGUUAAAAGAUUUACAUCUAAAGCUGUGUGGUUCCCACCUGUAAUGCCAGUUAGUGAAACAACUUCAUUGGAGGGAAAAAAUUCAUCGCUCUCACCAGUAAAGAAAGAGGCUAGUUCCCCAGUAUCCAAGCAUUAUACAGUAGUUUACCCCACUGUCAGAGGUCCACCUAUUGUAUCACCAUCACAGCCUUUAUUAGUCAUUGGUAGAUGUCUGCUCAAGAACCAGUGUGGGGAAUGUGGUCGUGUCCUCAGCAGCAGUGCUGCCCUGGAAAGCCAUGUCAGUUGCCAUACAGGUCACCGACCAUUCUCUUGCACACUCUGUGGAAAGAGCUUCCCAGACUCCAAGGGUUUUAAACGGCAUGGCAGGGUGCACCGCAAUGGUAGGAUCCAUAUCUGCCAGCAUUGUGGGAAGGGGUUUGUCUACCGUUUUGGUCUCACAAAACACCUCCAGAUGGUGCAUGGCAGAAUUAAACCUUUUGUUUGCCAGAUCUGCAACAAGGCAUUCUUCGCAAAGCGAGAUGUGGAAACCCACAUACGGAUACACACGGGGGAGAAACCAUUCCCUUGCAACCUCUGUGAAAGAAGAUUUGCAAGGAGAGUAGAACUAAAUGUGCAUGUGAGGUGGCAUAAUGGGGAGAAGAGACACUGGUGUCCAUACUGUGGGAAGGGAUUUUUAGACUCCAAUAACCUGAAAAGGCACAAGUAUAUUCACACGGGAGAGAAACCCCAUUCCUGCCCACACUGCCCUAAGAACUUCACGCAGUCAGGUCACCUGAAAAAGCAUGUUAAAAAUGUACAUAAAAUCAAAUGAGCAAAAUGCCACCUUGCUCCAUUGAGAACAAGCUCUUUUUUUCUGUAGUGAAAGGUUGUAAUGUGAGAAUACUUGGUAUGGAAGGGAUUGGUUUGAUUUUGACUCAAAGCACUGUCUUUCUAAAGUAAAUAUUUAUCGUUUAAAAAAAAAAUGCAAUCCUUUGUGAUGUUGCUUUUAUCAAAGGAUAUCUUUUUGAUAUAUUUUUAUAGAGGCUUAAACAAAUAUACUUAAAUUUUGGUAAAUACGUUUGUUCUCUCUCUCUUUUUUUUUUAGCACCUAUAUUCCAGAGUAGAGCCCCAUAUUGAAAAUAUAGACUUGAAAAUGUGUUGGCAGUUGGCAUUUUGGAGAGAUAAAUGACAACCAUUUAUCCCUGCUUCUUGUCUUUUUGCUAAGUUUGUAAAUGGUUUCUUAAUUCCAGCUCUAUUUUUGAUACACAGACAUGAGUGUAGUAACUGCCAAUAAACAAAUAAGCGUAUUUCCCACAAUGUUGAACUGUUGUUUUAAAAUAUUUUACUAAUGGGCACUGUGUGCUCUUUACAGGGUAGAAAGGAAGAGGAAGCCAAGAAUGUAUGUACAUUUACAAUAGCAUUUUUGAAAAAUGCAAAAUAGCCUUUUUGGCAACAGAUUUUAGAAAUGAUAUCAUGAAAGAUGGUUUUAAUGGUUUGCCUGUGUUGCAACCAAUCAACCACAAGGUGUUGUAAAUGGGGUGAUGUAAUUGGAAAAUGCUAUGGUUAACUUGACAUGAAACACCUUUCAGAUAUUUUUUUUGGAGCUGUUUUUCUGUUGGUUAAUUACAAAAAACCCUUAAUGUUUUCAAUAUUGUCAGCAAUUUAUCAAUAUCAUGCUAUUGUGAUAUUACUUGAAAAUUCAAAAUUAUUUAUUUUUUCCUGUUCCCUGUUCCUGUUUUCCUCAUGUUGAUAAAACGUUUUUGUUGAUUCCUUUUUAACUGAUACAGUGGGACAUAAAUGUGCAAAACAUUAUUGACAAAAAUGAGAAUUUGACAGUAUUAUUUAAUUGUAAAAAUGUAAAUGAUUUGAGUUGUUUGUAAGUCUAGAUUCUUUAUUUUAUUACAUUGCUUUUGUUUGCUGCUAUUAUAAAAAUGGCAAUAAGGGGUUAAUUGUACUGCUAGUCUGCUACAAACCAGACUUAGGCCAGAUUGCGUAAUUUAUCAGGAACUCCAGUUUGUGUGAAUUUUUCUCUGACAGUACAUUUACAAUUUUGAGUAUUAAACUCAAUAUAUGUUUUCACUCAAAUUGAUGCUGUACAUUUACAAUUUGACAAGACGCAUCCUGGCCUCUGUUUCUCAGUACCUUUUUAAUAAAUUGUCAACUGUU
Messenger RNA from Scomber scombrus (Atlantic mackerel), 6586 nucleotides. RefSeq names its product mucin-17-like. The transcript is spliced from 5 exons. The coding region runs from base 489 to 5252 and encodes 1587 amino acids. The record is from RefSeq and is a predicted model, not a curated record. NCBI's taxonomy places the organism in Eukaryota, Metazoa, Chordata, Actinopteri, Scombriformes, Scombridae.